AUGGCCGAAGAAGUGUAUGAUGGUGCCAUCGGCAUCGAUCUGGGUACCACCUACUCCUGCGUUGCCACAUACGAGGGUAACAAUGUCGAGAUCAUCGCCAACGAGCAGGGUAGCUUCACUACCCCCUCGUUCGUCUCCUUCACAGAGGAGGAGCGAUUGAUCGGUGAGGCUGCCAAGAACCAGGCUGCCAUGAACCCGGUCAACACCGUCUUCGAUGUCAAGCGACUGAUUGGCCGUCGUUUCGACGACCCUACCGUCAAGAAGGACAUGGAGUCAUGGCCCUUCAAGGUUGUCGACGAGGAUGGCAACCCCAAGGUCCAGGUUGAGUACCUCGGUGGCACGCACACCUUCUCCCCCCAGGAGAUCUCCGCCAUGGUCCUCACCAAGAUGAAGGAGAUUGCCGAGACCAAGCUCGGCAAGAAGGUCGAGAAGGCUGUCAUCACUGUCCCGGCCUACUUCAACGACAACCAGCGUCAGGCCACCAAGGACGCCGGUGCUAUUGCCGGUCUCAACGUCCUCCGUAUCAUCAACGAGCCUACCGCUGCUGCCAUUGCCUAUGGUCUGGGCUCUGGCAAGUCCAACAAGGAGCGCAACGUUCUCAUCUACGAUCUUGGUGGUGGUACUUUCGAUGUCUCCCUGCUCAACAUUCAGGGUGGUGUCUUCACCGUCAAGGCUACUGCUGGUGAUACUCACUUGGGUGGUCAGGACUUCGAUACUAACCUGCUGGACUACUGCAAGAAGGAGUUCACCAGGAAGACCAAGAAGGAUCUCAGCGGAGAUGCCCGUGCUCUGCGAAGACUCCGAACUGCUUGCGAGCGUGCCAAGCGUACCCUCUCCAGCGGUGCUCAGGCUCAGAUCGAGAUUGACUCCCUCUUCGAUGGCGAGGACUUCAACAUCUCUGUCACUCGUGCCCGUUUCGAGGACCUCAACCAGAAGGCCUUCGCUGGCACCAUCAACCCCGUUGAGCAGGUUCUUAAGGAUGCUAGCAUCGAGAAGAGCGCAGUUGACGAGAUUGUGCUCGUUGGUGGUUCCACCCGUAUCCCCAAGAUCCAGAAGCUUCUGAGCGACUUCUUCGAUGGCAAGAAGCUCGAGAAGAGCAUUAACCCCGAUGAGGCUGUUGCCUACGGUGCCGCCGUCCAGGCCGGUAUCCUCUCCGGAAAGGCCACCUCUGCCGACACCUCUGACCUCCUUCUCUUGGAUGUCGUUCCUCUGUCUCUUGGUGUCGCCAUGGAGGGCAACAUCUUCGCCCCUGUCGUUGCUCGUGGGCAGACAGUGCCGACCCUGAAAAAACGAACCUUUACCACCGUCGCUGAUAACCAGCAGACCGUCCAGUUCCCCGUUUACCAGGGUGAGCGUGUCAACUGCGAGGACAACACCUCUCUGGGAGAGUUCACUCUUGCUCCCAUUCCUCCCAUGAAGGCUGGUGAGCCCGUUCUUGAGGUCGUCUUCGAGGUCGACGUCAACGGUAUCCUCAAGGUCACUGCCACUGAGAAGACCUCUGGCCGCAGCGCCAACAUCACCAUUAGCAAUUCUGUUGGCAAGCUCUCAUCCAGCGAGAUUGAGAACAUGAUCAGCGAUGCCGAGAAGUUCAAGACCAACGAUGAGGCCUUCAGCAAGAGAUUCGAGGCCAAGCAGCAGCUUGAAUCCUACAUCUCCCGUGUCGAGGAGAUUAUCUCCGACCCGACUCUGUCCCUCAAGCUUAAGCGCGGACAGAAGGAGAAGAUUGAGCAGACUCUCAGCGAUGCCAUGUCCCAGCUUGAGCUCGAGGAGUCCAGCGCUGAUGACUUGAAGAAGAAGGAGCUGGCCCUCAAGAGACUUGUAACCAAGGCCAUGUCCUCAAGAUAA
This is a messenger RNA of Phaeoacremonium minimum UCRPA7, 1845 nucleotides long. RefSeq names its product putative heat shock protein ssb1 protein. Gene Ontology annotation, biological process: vesicle-mediated transport; cellular response to unfolded protein; protein refolding. Gene Ontology annotation, molecular function: misfolded protein binding; heat shock protein binding; ATP binding. The coding region runs from base 1 to 1845 and encodes 614 amino acids. NCBI's taxonomy places the organism in Eukaryota, Fungi, Ascomycota, Sordariomycetes, Togniniales, Togniniaceae. Gene Ontology annotation, cellular component: cytosol; cytoplasm; plasma membrane. The transcript has 4 exons. The record is from RefSeq and is a predicted model, not a curated record.